This is a messenger RNA of Brettanomyces bruxellensis, 1230 nucleotides long. RefSeq lists its product as uncharacterized. The record is from RefSeq and is a predicted model, not a curated record. NCBI's taxonomy places the organism in Eukaryota, Fungi, Ascomycota, Pichiomycetes, Pichiales, Pichiaceae. Gene Ontology annotation, molecular function: GTP binding. The transcript has a single exon. Gene Ontology annotation, cellular component: mitochondrion. The coding region runs from base 1 to 1230 and encodes 409 amino acids.
AUGCCUAUGUUAAAAGGUUUAUUUCAUGGAGGUGGCAUCUGGAGGACGUUAGGAAAAAAUGGGAUUGGUGUUGGGCGAAAUUUCACUUGUAACAGACCAUCAUCAUCACUAGCUGCUUCAAUAUCCAAAAUCAAGCAAAUAAUUGACUCGCCAGUGGACAGAUCAAAUGCCAAAUUGAAGGCCAAAAAUAAACAAACUGGUAUAGAUCACACUGGAUACACCGAAAGGGGAAAUGUGACCGGAAAUGUUCUAAUGAAACAUUUUAAAAGUCAUUCUCCACUUCAAAUUAAUUACAGAUUGAAUAAGGCACAAGAGACGGUUGUGAAGGGCUUUUUCAACAAAUCAAGGAUUACGCAGGAAUGGAGUAUAUUCCAUUAUGAGGAUAUUCCGGGAGAAAAAGAAAGAUUGCAAAGGGAGGAGUUAAUGAAUAUGGAUAGUGGUAUGGAUAAUGUUGAACAGGAAAAGAGUGCCACCGAUAUUGAUGAUGAUGAGUUAACCAAAUAUGAUUGUCAGAGCAACACUCAUCAAGCCAUGGAGAAUAGGAGAAAAGAUAAUGAAAUUUUAGACAACCUACCCGAAGUUAUAUUUAUAGGAAGAUGCAAUGUGGGAAAAUCAUCACUGUUGAAUCAACUAUUUGCAAAGAGUAAUCAGAAAGCCAGGAUGUACGCCAAGGUUAAACAGAAGGCUGGUUAUACUCUCUGCUUGAAUUUCUACAACAUAGGUGGCAUGCUCAGAUUAGUUGAUUCGCCUGGAUAUGGUAGAAAAGGAAAAAAUGUUCAGGGAGAGUUGGUUCUUCAAUAUCUUGAAAAUAGAAUGCUUCUCCGGCAAUGCUACUUACUUCUAGACAGUAAAGUUGGGCUUAAUAAAUACGAUGAGAUGAUCAUCGAUAGCUUGGUUCAGCUUGGUGUUCCUUUUGAUGUCGUGUUCAAUAAGAUAGAUAAAAUACCAAACAGCCACAGGAUACAGCACAUGGAAGAAGUUAUCAACAAAUCUGUUCUACAGACGUUAAAAAUACAACCGAGAUAUUAUUUUGUGAGUUCUAUAGAAAAUCGAAGUGGCUUAUGCGGAACAGGAAUCAAUGAGUUGAGGUAUGGUAUGCUCGAAAGUUGUGGAAUCUCACCUGACUCAGGAAAGUUGAUACCUGUCAAUAAAAGCAGCCAGGAAGAGGAAAUCAGAAUGAAAAGAAAGUUGAAGAAUCCCAAAAUGCUUGUCCAUAUGAAAAGGAAAUAA